This is a messenger RNA of Fopius arisanus, 1225 nucleotides long. Its product is annotated as zinc finger protein 676. NCBI's taxonomy places the organism in Eukaryota, Metazoa, Arthropoda, Insecta, Hymenoptera, Braconidae. Gene Ontology annotation, biological process: regulation of transcription by RNA polymerase II. The transcript is spliced from 4 exons. The record is from RefSeq and is a predicted model, not a curated record. Gene Ontology annotation, molecular function: DNA-binding transcription factor activity; zinc ion binding; RNA polymerase II cis-regulatory region sequence-specific DNA binding. Gene Ontology annotation, cellular component: nucleus. The coding region runs from base 18 to 1205 and encodes 395 amino acids.
GUAUCUUCACCUCGAAGAUGUUGAACAUUCAUAAAAUAAGCCCCAGACUCUGCAGAUUAUGUGGAAAAGAGAAAGCCAGAGGCACAGAUGUCUUUAAGGACAUGAUAAAAGGAGCUGUGCUUAUUUCGAUCAUCAAUAAAUAUUUUCCAAGAGAGGUACUCAAUGUGUCGGAGUCCGACAAUUUCUCAAAAUACGUCUGUAUGGAUUGCGAGCAAAAAAUCUGCAGUUUUGAUGAAUUCUGCUUGAUGGUGGCUAAUGUACAAAAGCAAUUGACUGCUCCGUCCAUUGAAAUUGAUUUUGCAGAGGACAUGCUGAGCCACUUCAAAGAGAGUGGACUCUUGGAGAAGGAUCGGAUAGAACUGAGAAGUGACAAGAGACUUACCUGUGACCAAUGUGCCAAGACUUUUCGGUGUCAGGCACAUCUAGAACGCCACAAACGUGUUCACACCGGCCAGAGACCAUUCGUCUGCGAAAUCUGCAGAAUGUCCUUCAACCAGCCAGAGGUGUUGGGUCGUCAUCGCCAGAGUCACCAAGACAAGAAAGAGUGGCGGUGCAACACGUGCCUGCAAUCAUUCCGCUUCAAAAUCUCGUUGAAAUCCCACAUGCUGAACUGUCACUCAGACCAGGACACCUCUCUAGAGUCCUUCGACCACUCCCUGACCUGCACCGAGUGCGGCAAAACCUUCGCAACAAAAUACAAACUCCAGAGACACAUGAGGUGUCACACUGGUGAGCGUCCCUUCAGCUGCAACUUCUGCCAUCGACAGUUCUCCCAGACUGGAAAUCUCAAGCAGCAUCUCCUGAAGUGCACCAGGUCCUCCCCGAUGAUUCAGGAGGUGAUUCUCCCUGUUGGUGAUGAUCCUGGGGAAUUUCUCAAUGAGGGACUCCCUAAUGACAUGGGAAAUGAAAGGGAAAUCAUUAAUGAAAGGAGUCUCAAUGACUUCGAGCCUGUUUAUAUUACUGAGAGCGAGAUCCAGAAGACCAUCAACGAGACCAUCAAUUCCAGCAAUGAUCCAAGCACUUCUUCAUUCCUCAAGAGCUACGAUAAUCCGAUUUACAUUGACGAGGAGAUUGAAACUAUUCUUGAUAGAGACUUGGAGGAAUUAAGAGGAAGUAAAUAUGAAGGAGGAGGCGAGAAGCUAGGGAUGUGCCUGAAACAGCCCGAGACCCCAGAGUUACUCCACAGUCUGCUGUACGAUGUUUAAUUAAAUGGUUAAAUAAUUCA